AUGGAUAGUAUGUGGACGAAAUGCGACGCGCUAGACGGCCAAGAAAGAAGGCAAACCCGAAUGCAAGCCUCAAGACACAAGGACAGAACGGGCCAGACUCGAAGUGAGAGUCGAGCUAACCCUCAAGACGCAGUGGGAAACACGCGAUGUGAUAGAAGUUCAUUCCAAGACGGCGAGGCUCAAGCGCGCAAGGCUCAAGAGAGCAGGAUUCAAUGCGCAGAACUGAACACAGCAAGAGUCAAGACUCAAGGCCGCGAAACACAAAAUGAGGAGAGAGCGGGAGACCUAGGGCUCGAAAUAGCCAAGAGAAGACAGAAGACAGGCGAACUUGAAGGGGUGAAGCCGGAUCCUUAA
This is a messenger RNA of Laetiporus sulphureus 93-53, 354 nucleotides long. RefSeq lists its product as uncharacterized. The transcript has a single exon. The coding region runs from base 1 to 354 and encodes 117 amino acids. The record is from RefSeq and is a predicted model, not a curated record. Lineage: Eukaryota; Fungi; Basidiomycota; Agaricomycetes; Polyporales; Laetiporaceae.